Oppia nitens is the source of this 1661-nucleotide messenger RNA. RefSeq names its product tetratricopeptide repeat protein 5-like. The transcript has 2 exons. Bases 192 to 1577 code for a protein of 461 amino acids. Gene Ontology annotation, molecular function: protein binding. NCBI's taxonomy places the organism in Eukaryota, Metazoa, Arthropoda, Arachnida, Sarcoptiformes, Oppiidae. The record is from RefSeq and is a predicted model, not a curated record.
AUUGUUAUGUUAUGUCAGUGUUUGACAGUCAAAGUGUGUGUUAUUGUUGUCAACAAACAAAUGAUUGCAUAAAUGUAUUGCUUAUGAAAUAAAAGUUGUGUUUGUUUUGUGCGAAAGCCGUUGUUUUUUGAGCGGACAAUCCAGUCUUGUGGCCAAAUCCAGUGUUAGUUCACCCCCUGAUCUCGACCUUAAUGACCGACACCAGUGGCCAGACAUCAUCAUCAUCGCCGUCAUCGUCAUUGUCGUCUGAAAGUCACAUCAAACAAUUGGUCGAUGAGUUGUACGACUUUCGGGACAAAUACUUUGUCCGCAAUGCCGUUGCGGCUGAUGUGACGACCGCUGCUGGCGAUAGGACUGCCGCCACCGUUAAGAGCCGACAUUCGGCUGUCAACAAUAAGUUGGCGGAAGUACUCCAAGAGUUUGACAAACUGUGUGCCGAGUGGCCAACACUGGACCGAACGGCCGUCUAUUGUCUGCAACGCGGACGCGCUCUAAACAUCACCGACCAGUAUUCCGAUGAAGCCCACCAACAGUUGCUCCGAGCCGUUAAAUUGUUGCCGAAAUCGCCCGAAGCGUGGAACCAGUUGGGCGAGUCGUAUCGUAAGUUUGGUGAUACGGCCGCCGCAUUGAACUGUUUCGAGUCGGCCGUCAAAUACGGACCAAAUAAAGUGUCUUUAAGAAAUACGUCAAUGAUUUUGCGCCAAUUGAACGGUACGGUAGCCGAACGAGAUAGCAAUCUGACCAAAAGUGUGGACAAAGCCAAACAGGCGCUCGACUGCGAUCUCCAGGACGGUAUCUCGUGGUAUGUGUUGGGCAACGCCUAUCUGACACUGUUUUUUCGUGCGCCGACCACACGAAACUCGGGUCUACUCAAACUAUGCAAAGCGGCUUACAUUAAGGCCAAUGAAGACGAAGUAGCCAAAUGUCAGUCCGACUAUCUCUACAAUUAUGCCACUGUUUUGCACUACGAACAGGAAUUUGCCGAAGCGCUCGACUGUCUUCAGAGGGCAACUAUUGUGGACCCAGAGUGGGAACAACCAGCCAUUAAACUGCUAGAAUUGAGCAAUUAUUUUCACGACAUAUGCGAUAUGAUUGCCAAAAAAGCUUCACUAAAGGCCCGUCGGCUACAAACGCUGAUCGACCAGUUAGUCAAUAAGGACACAAAACACAAACUAUACGCCAACCGAAAAUUGGUCACAAUUGGACAGCUGACACAACCGAGUAUUGCUGGUGCCGCUGCUACGGGUUCUGCUGGCGAUUUGCUCAUAUGCAAAGUAAUGGCCGGCAUCAGCAACAGUUCGGCAGUGGCCUCAACCUACUGUGCUAUCGACAGUGAGCGCCAGUGUUGCGCUAUAUUUAUGUACAACAUUGCCGUACCGUUGGGACCGAAAACCGGUGAUACACUUGUGAUAGCGAAACCAUUUUGUCGCGACUAUGACUUCGAGUUUGGCGGCAAGUCAUACAAAUUUCGAGCCAUACGUGUGGACAAUCCUACCCACGUUUUGGUCAAUCAUAAGCCAAUUAGCAACGAUAGCAUAGUUUUGCCGCACAUUGAAAAUCUAUUGAUUAAUGAUUAAAUAAUAAUCACAAUACUAGAGAUGAUCUCUGAUUUUAAUUGUUUUUUAUAUUUAUAAUAAUUUGGAUUAUAGUAUAAUAUUUAU